Molecule: messenger RNA, 1445 nt
Organism: Serpula lacrymans var. lacrymans S7.9
Lineage: Eukaryota; Fungi; Basidiomycota; Agaricomycetes; Boletales; Serpulaceae
Exons: 3
Coding region: 167-877 (236 amino acids)
Source: RefSeq, a predicted model, not a curated record
AUUCUUUGUCUAAGUCGCUUGUCCAGUGGCUACCUUAAAGUACCAUCGUUUUAUCCAAGUUCGAGGAACAGCCCUCAUUCACACCAAUGUUUACGCAGCACUGUCAUGGAAGCUAUCUAAUAACCAUUUUUGGUCAAUCUCCUACCCCUUGAUUCUAGCACCACCCAUGAGCGCACCCAUAUUUCCGGAAAGAAGACAUUAUUUAAUGCCCUUGAGCCAUCCAUCUAGAUCAUAUCUGUCAAGAGUUGUGCGGCGUUUCAAAAUCCAUCCUUCAAGUAUUCGUGCAAGGUCCAUAAGAGUCUGUUACCUCUAUCUACUAAGUCAUCCCUCAUCUCUGUCGAUGGACAACCGACUGGUUAGCGACAACGCCACUAGUGCAUAUGUGCCAAUUGUACCGUCUACCGCUCCAGCUGCAACUCAGGUUCGAUAUGUAUCUGGGGUAGCAGAAUCCACUGUAGUGGACAUAUCUCCAGUUCAUUCUGUAUCAUUCUCACCAGCACCGCAUCCCGCUGAGCCAUUUCCAGACCGACAAUUACAGACUUCAUGUGAUGAAGGUCCAGCAUUAGCCCUUCUGCGACGAGCCUGCACCCGUCAACAUAUGAGAUGUGGAGAACUUCUUCAGACAUCGUUGUCCGAGAGCGAUCCUUCCAUCUACGACAUUAUACCCCAAAAAAACGGCUUUGUCCAUACAGUGAUGGAGGCAUACAACAGGCACCGAGCACUAAUCAUUCGGCCGGAUGACGUUUGGCUCGCCAUUCUUAUACAAUUCAGCCUUUAUGUGAACGGAAACGCUGAGCUUUUGGGAAAAAAAAUUCGUGAGCCACGAAGGAAAGAAAGAUUUAACUAUCGUUACCGUUGGCGAUCGGUACUCUAUUGAUUUCGGUCAUUUGUCACGUGAAAUGAUGAGACUUAUGGAUGAAAACAUUGUCGAUCCUAGCCUUCGCGAUUGGAUCAUGCCACAAUUUUCGACGACGACGCUCACUGACACGACAACCUUCGCUAUGGCCAUGAUGGCGACGAUGAAAAAGUACUUCUCAUAUGGAUUCACUACCGCGUGUGGGAUUCCUAGAGUCACAAUCGAAGGAGAGAAACAGGACUGGGAGAGUAUCCUCAUACGACUAGAGAAGUUAAAGGAGUAUGGAGUCAAGGCUAUUGCGUGGUAUCAUCUUUUGCGCCCUAUCAUCACAAGGUUCAUAGCCGCGUAUGAUAAUCCAAAUAGCAACGAAAAUUUCGAGUUCUGGAGCAAGGUUGCACACUAUGAGGAAUUCGGUAGUGGCUCGCCCCGGCUCUCUGGCUGGAUCACUGCAUUUUGUGCUUUCAGUGCUCAUGGCCAGUGGCAGGCCGGUCCGAUUAACGAAAACAUCGAACAGAAUGACGAAUUUCUCCGAAGUGCCCAUGAUGAUCCUCAAAUGCUAAGUCCAGCACAGUUUGCCGCUGUCUACUGC